This is a messenger RNA of Pocillopora verrucosa, 1032 nucleotides long. Lineage: Eukaryota; Metazoa; Cnidaria; Anthozoa; Scleractinia; Pocilloporidae. The record is from RefSeq and is a predicted model, not a curated record.
AUGAAGAACCAUUUCGCUAAGAUGUGCAGAAGUCGAGAUCAAGAAUCUCAAAGGAGAACACAGAAACCUGUGAAGAGCGUUUCCAGGAAACCUACGAGGAGUAUUCAUCCAAUUGAAGAAGCCGAACCAGCAAUCACUGAUGGUGAAGUUUACUGCAUGUAUUCAGUCAUUGACAGCAGCCGUUCUAAAUACAUGAUUCAACCUCAGCUGAGAAGGGGACGGACAAGUGAUUGGAUUGAGGUGACCAUGCAGAUUGAUAGCGGAUCAGAGGCUAAUUGCUUGAGAAUGGAAGAUUUUAUAAAGAUUCAAAACCGACCAGACUUGAAGAAAACUCGUGUCAUUUUGAAAGCGUACAAUGGAGAACGUGUGUUUCCCAAAGGUGAAGUCUGCCUUGACAUCCAGAUUGGUGGAAAAAAAACCAGAGCAAAAUUCUUAGUGGUUGAUAAUGCUCCAAGUUCACUGUUAUCAGGAAAAACAUGUGAGGAGUUGGAACUCCUGUCUACUAAAAGAGAAUUACUCGUCAACUCAGUUUCUGACGUAAAAGAGUUGAUCAAGGAUGCUAUUUUACGAGAACACAACGAUCUAUUCACUGGGCUAGAGUACAUUGGAAAUUACAAGAUUGAACUGACAGAAGGAGCAGUACCGAAACAAGAUGUGCCUAGAACAGUACCCGUCGCACUGAGAGACGAUAUCAAGAAGAAACUUCAUGAAAUGGAGCAGAAAGGCCACAUAGCGAAAGUUGAAGAACUAACAGACUGGGUGAGCAGUGCAGUAUAUGUGAAGAAGCGCAAUGGCCAACUACGUGUUUGCCUGGAUCCCAGAGAAUUGAACAAGCAUGUCAAAAUACCAAAGCUCUGCCUUCCAACCAUUGAUGAUGUGACCUCCAGGCUUGUUAAAGCGCAAGUGUUCACAGUCCUGGACGCUAAAGAUGGAUUUCUGCAAGUGAAGCUAAAUGAGGACUCUAGCAAAUUAACAACAUUUCACACUUCUUUUGGUAGAUACAAGUGGCUUAGGAUGCCCUUCGGUAUGUAG